Messenger RNA from Mytilinidion resinicola, 2079 nucleotides. Its product is annotated as putative aspartyl-tRNA synthetase. Gene Ontology annotation, biological process: aspartyl-tRNA aminoacylation. Bases 1 to 2079 code for a protein of 692 amino acids. The record is from RefSeq and is a predicted model, not a curated record. Lineage: Eukaryota; Fungi; Ascomycota; Dothideomycetes; Mytilinidiales; Mytilinidiaceae. Gene Ontology annotation, molecular function: aspartate-tRNA ligase activity; ATP binding. Gene Ontology annotation, cellular component: cytoplasm; mitochondrion. The transcript has 4 exons.
AUGCUUUCGCAAGCUUCGUGUGCGAGGGCUCGAGUACGGCAUCCAGUAUUAAAAUCAUAUGCUGAGAUUUCGAGGUUCAUCCGGAAUGGACCCCGUCGUCAGGGCCAAAUAUCAAAUCACGCCCAAUCUGUGUCUAAAUUAUGCACUGCGCAAAUACGUUCUUUCUCCUCCUUAAAACCCUUCAGAGAUACCACUGGGACUCAGCCGCUGCCUCAAUUUCUAGAAGAAUACAAAUCAUCAAUCAGAUUUCCACCCCCAACUUGUUCAAUAGCAUCACUAAAAGAUGCCAAAGUUGGCGAAACGGUAGUUCUACACGGGUACUUGGGAAGCAAUAGGAAAGAUAUGGCGAAAGGCUUGACUUUUGCUCAGCUUCUGAGCAACGACAUGGCGACUUGCGUUCAAAUCAUUUCAUUGGGCAAGGAUGAGAAUGGAAAUGAGAAAGAGAGCCACGCAAAAUUGAAAACACUGAAUUCCCAUUCUCCCGUUAUCAUUGGAGGUAUUUUGAAGGAGCGGAUCCCCCCCAAAGACAAACCGGACACUGGCGUUGAGCUCAUCACCAAUGUUGAAGUCAAUAUUGACGACGUCCAACUCCUCAACACGAUGCCUAAUGCGCUUGUUACCGGACAGACCGCAUUUCCUCCCGAACAGCGCCAUCUUCAGAUACGAAUGGGGGAUGACAUCCGUAAGGCCUUGGCAUUUCGGGCUAAGGUUGCUCAACUUUGCAGGCAAAGCCUCAUAGAGUCCGGCUUCUUGGAGAUCGAGACCCCACUCCUGUUCAAAUCGACGCCAGAAGGAGCUCGGGAGUUUCUUGUGCCUACGAGGGCGAAAGGCUUAGCAUAUGCUCUGCCGCAGAGUCCGCAACAAUACAAGCAAAUCCUCAUGGCCAGCGGCAUACCCAAGUACUUCCAGGUUGCCCGUUGCUUCCGGGACGAAGAUCUGCGGGCUGAUAGGCAACCGGAAUUCACACAGCUUGAUCUAGAAAUGUCUUUUGUGACUGGCGAAGAUGUGAUGCAGCAAAUCGAAGGGCUCAUAAAACAUCUGUGGAAGGAAAUGCUUGGCUGGACGAGCCAAGAUGAAUUUGCUCGUAUGUCUUACCAUGACGCUAUGGCGCAAUAUGGGUCAGAUAAGCCAGAUCUGAGACUUGGAAUGAAGAUUCAUCGAAUCGAGUAUCUCCUUCCAGCUGAUUUGAUCCUUAACAUUGGUCCAUUGCACGAUCCGAUUGUUGAGGGGAUCAAGCUGAGCGUAUCGGAUGAUGCUCGCCAGACGCAGAAGUUUAUCACAAACUUCAUGGACAGUCCAGAUGCAGCACCCUUCCUGAACAACCCAGAAGGCAAGCCUGGAGUCUUCGUUUACAAUACGAAGAAGCCUCUUUCAGGGCUGCAUGCGUUUGGAUUCGAGGGUGCUGAGCAAGUCGAAGAAAUGCUGGACCUCGAGCAAGGCGACCUAGUGGUCAUCCAGGCGCGUAAAAAUGCGCCAUUCUCUGGUGGAUCUACACCUCUCGGGAACUUGCGAUUAGCUCUCCACAAAGCAGCGAGGAACCUAGGAAUGAUCGAACAACCGCGAGACUUCAAGUUCCUCUGGAUCACUAAUUUCCCGCUUUUUUCGCCUAGCAACGACACAGACCCCGGCCAAGGUGGUGCAGCCGGACUAUCCGCCACACACCACCCCUUCACAGCACCCAAAACGCCUGAAGACGUCGAUCUUCUGCUGACAGAUCCACCAGCAGUCAUAGCUGAGCAUUACGAUAUUGUUGUCAAUGGCGUCGAGCUCGGCGGAGGUAGCCGGCGUAUCCAUGAUGCCAAAGUGCAGGAGUACGUUCUGCGUGACAUCCUCAAGAUGAGUGAGGAGCGUCUCCAGGAUUUCAAGCACCUAAUCCACGUUCUGAAUGCUGGAUGCCCGCCACACGCUGGAAUAGCUCUGGGAUUCGAUCGCCUCAUUGCGGUAAUGAUGGGUAAAGAGUCGGUUCGAGACGUUAUCGCCUUCCCGAAGAGUGGCAAAGGCGAGGAUAUGCUUGUGAAGUCACCAAAUGCGGUCACCAAGGAGCAGCUUGAUACUUAUCAUCUGCAACUCAAAGAGUGA